AUGGCUUCAGAUGGAAGUAAGUCUGCAGCAUCUCCGUUGCCAGGACCAGAUGUGACCAUGAAACCUGGCGCCACCCGAUCUCCUUUCACUGCACUUCCCUUUCCCCCACCUGCUCCUGGCCCACCAGACCAACCACCUUGGGAGCUGCCUCCACAGCCCCCCAUGCCUUCAGCUUUCUCUCCAGGCAACCCUCUGGUGCUCUCUGCUUUCCCCAGCCCCUUGUUGGUGACAGGGGAUGGAGGCCCUGGCCAUCCAUCCAGUGGGGCUGGACCUGGCAAAGUCGUUGUCAAAGUCAAGACAGAAGAGGGGCCAGCUGAUUCCUCACAAACUCAGAACUUGAUCCUUGCUCAGACUGCCCUCAGUUGGAUUGCCUCAGACACUCCCUGCGGGGUCUCCGAGGGUCCUCCCCCUCAAUUCGUGACAGCCACUAACAUCAGGACCCUUCUGCCCACUAAGGCUGUUGGAGUGAGCCAAGAGGGCCUCCCAGGCCUUCCUGCUCAGGCUCCACCACCAGCUGCCCAACUUGCCCCCAUUGUGGCCCAGGAAAAGGCUUGGCCAGGGCCACCUGGGGCAUCCAGGGAAGGAGGUCCUGCAGCCGCCAGAUCCAAGUCCUCACUGAGUGACCUCUCCUAUACUUCCAAGGGUGUUUAUGAGAACUUCCGUCGCUGGCAGCGCUACAAAGCCUUGGCCCGGAGACACUUAUCCCAAAGUCCUGAUGCAGAAGCCUUUUCCUGCUUUCUUAUCCCAGUGCUUCGUUCUCUGGCCCGGCUGAAGCCCACUAUGACCCUGGAGGAGGGACUGCCAAGAGCUGUGCAGGAGUGGGAGCGCACCAGCAACUUUGACCGGAUGAUCUUUUAUGAGAUGGCAGAAAAGUUCAUGGAGUUUGAGGCUGAGGAAAUGCAGAUUCAGAAUACGCAGCUGAUGAAUGGGUCCCAGGGCCUGCCUCCUGUAGCCCCUCCGAAACUUGAUCCUCCAGGGCCCCUGGCCCCUGAGGUUUGCCAGCAGCCAGUGUACAUUCCCAAGAAGGCAGCUUCCAAGGCACGGGCCCCCCGCCAGCGACAGCGCAAAACCCAGAGGCCUCCAGUUCCUGAGGCACCCAAGGAGAUCCCACCAGAAGCUGUGAAAGAGUAUGCUGACAUAAUGGAAGGGCUGGUGGGGAGCCACUUGGUCACUGAGGAGUCAGACGGAAAACAGGCAGAGGAAGAAGAGCAGCAGGAGAAAGAAGGGAUAUAUCCAGAUCUGGGUCUCCAGAGCUACAUCGAUGAGCUGUGUUCUCAGGAGGUCUUUGUCUCCCAGGUGGAGGCUGUCAUUCACCCUCAAUUUCUGGAAGAUCUGCUGUCCCCAGAACAACAGAGGGAUCCUUUGGCCUUAAUUGAGGAAUUGGAACAAGAAGAAGGACUCAGUCUUGCCCAGCUGGUCCAGAAGCGACUCCAGGCCUUGGAAGAAGAGGAUGGGGAGGCACCUCCAAGUUGCCAUGGAGCUCAAUCGGACUCAAGUCUUUCUGUUUCUGAUGAAGAUGAAGAUGGGAGUGGGCGGCUUCGGCCCUCACCUGGGUCUCGGGUGGCUGGGGGCACUGUUCGCCUUGGAAAGGCUGCUUCUCCAGGAAAGCGGGCAAGAGAAGUGCAUGGUGGGCAGGAGCGGGCCCUAGAUGGCCCAAGGGGGAUGCGUAGGGAUGGGAACACUCUGUCAUCCCCCAGAAGCUGGGACCUGCAGCUAGAACUUGCAACUCUACAGGGAACUCGAGGACCCUUAGGUACAGAGAGAAGAGGGUCUGGGAAGGUUACAAACCAGAUAUCCCCAUAUCAGGAUGACCACUUGGGAGGUGCUGGGACCCCUGCGCACUCCCUGGUGGCUGAUAGGACUUCCGAGGCUCUGCCCCUUUGCUGGCAGGACAGCCCCCAGCUAGAGAUGGUUCCCAGUUUGGACGCUGGCCUUGUAAAGCCAGCUCCUCUGCAGGGACAGGGGUUAGAAAGGCAGGUUGUGGGCUUACAGAAAGGACAACAGACAGGGGGUCUUGGAGCGCUUCCUCAAGGGAAGGAACUGUUGGCAGUGUCCCAGGAAGGGUCUUCAGGAACCAUGUGGGAAAAUGACAGAGGUCCUCCCCUGGCUCAGAGUUAUGAGCAGAGCCCUUCCCCUAGAGCAGCUGGGGACAGGGAGAGGGACAUGGAUGGGGAUGGGGCCUCUCUCAGUCCAGGACUUUGGCUGAGCAGUGAGAUGGAUGCCGUAGGCUUGGAGUUGCCCUUACAAAUUGAGGAGGUCAUAGAAAACUUCCAUGAUGGGGAAUGUGGAACUGAGUACCAGGGAGGCUGCCAGGCCCUGGGCUCCAGAAGUAAUAUUUCUCUGGGUCCUGGAGAAACCACAGCACCUGGGGAUGUGGGGAGCAGUGUAAUUCUCUGUGGAGGCCCCAAUGCCACAGCUGUCCUAGAAAAGAGAGACCACUGCAGCUUGCCAGAACCUCUGAGGGCCAACAGCCCUGCCUUGAGGCCUACAGACAAUAGGGAACAGAGCCCUGAGGCUGUACAGGAUCCCAGUGACCUGUGGGCAGAAGGUUGCCCUCCAUUGCUGGGAAGCAGAAUUGGUGCCUCCACACUGGGGGCUUCCAAAGAAAGCCUCUUCCAUGCAUGUCAAGGUAAUAUCCUUACCCUGGGGCCCCAGGAUACCACCUCCUUCCCCGAGGCCAGCCAAGAGGCAGGCAGCAGAGGCAAUUCCAUUUCUCCCCUGUUGGAAACCACAGAAAACAUCAACAUACUAGAUGUUACAGAUGCCUGUGGCCUCCAGCUAGGGGUCAAUGAGGAUACCUGCCCACCAAAUUUUAAUUCGUAUGACCCCGAAGGAGAGGGCAGAGAAGAUACCGAUUUAUCCAAGCCUAAAGACCUUGCCCCCUCGCCAGGGAAUCAAGAGUCUUAUGCACAUGAGACGCCCAAAUCAACAUCUCCUUACCAGGGCCUUGGAAGCACUUCCCCUAGAUGGGGAACCAGGGAUGCCUUAACUCUGAGAGAAGCCUCCCCUGUUAGUGAAACACGCAGUUCAGCAGAUGGGGCCAAAGGAAAGGAGGAGGAGGAGGAGGAAGAUGAGGAACUCUCCAACUUUGCCUACCUCUUGGCCUCCAAACUUAGCCUGUCGCCAAGGGAGCUUCCCCUCAGUCCUCGUCCAGCCUCAGGCCUGUCCUCCAAAGGUAGGGGGGUCCAGAGAGCAUCCCACUCCCUCUCUGCUGAGGCAAGAGGCCUUGGCCAACCUCCGUUUCCUGUUGCCAAGUCUGGAAAGCGAGCUCUUGUUGGGGGUCUAGCCUCUGCAGAAAAGAGGCCCUAUGUGGAAGCUGAACUUGGGGGCUCUGGGGAGAAACCCCUGGCUCUGGGUGUGGUUCGACCCUCACAGCCUCGUAAAAGAAGGCGUGACAGUUUCCUCACUGGCAGAAGGAAGAAACGACGUCGUAGCCAGUAG
Equus quagga is the source of this 3441-nucleotide messenger RNA. RefSeq names its product NUT midline carcinoma family member 1 (gene NUTM1). The record is from RefSeq and is a predicted model, not a curated record. The transcript has 7 exons. Lineage: Eukaryota; Metazoa; Chordata; Mammalia; Perissodactyla; Equidae. Bases 1 to 3441 code for a protein of 1146 amino acids.